This is a messenger RNA of Symbiodinium necroappetens, 1029 nucleotides long. The record is from the annotation of a GenBank genome assembly. Lineage: Eukaryota; Dinophyceae; Suessiales; Symbiodiniaceae.
AUGAUUCAUGAUGUGUUGCAGAGUCUGAGAAAAGAGCCGAGGGCGCUGCGAAGCCCCUCGGGUGCUGCCCGUUCAUGGACGUUUUCCUUGCGUGAGGUGAGGGAGGUUCUCCCAGCUGGUAGUUCGUGUAGCUCUUCCCGGUUUGGUGAAGACGAGUUAACGACUUGUGCUGCUUUGCUGCGGUGCCGGAAGUGCAAAUGCCACGGUCGAACAGCGAAGCUGGUCAUGGCCAAAGCCGGAGGGGCCUUCACGGUCUUGCCUCGGCUCCAAGUGCAGUCUUCGGGUGCCACGGUGCCACAGAAGCUUGCAGACAACCUUGUACGUAGUGAGCUGCACGAGCUCAAGAAAGGCAUGAAGACGCUGGACUUCAUCCGGUCUUGGAUGUGCGUCGGGACAGUCAGGGCACCCAGAGCACUCAGAGCACUCUUGCCAGCGCCUCCCCCGGCGAAACUCCUUGGCAGCUCGGUAGCUGAAGUUCGUUUGCGGUGUCCUGGACUGUUGGACAGGUUGGAGGCUGAAGAGUUUGUCUUGCAGGAUGGACAUCUAUCAUAUCCUGUACCUUUCCAGAGUCGUCGCUUCGUCAGUGGUCCGACGUCCAUUAGACAAGGCUCCAUGGGAUGUUUGAAGAGGAUCACGAGCAGACUCAGCAGCUUGUGCAGCCGAUUGUUCCCCUUCCUGUAUGACUGUCUCUUCUACUGCCCACAGCCGAAGCCGCGGUCUGAAAUCGAGACGGUCUACCAGGACAAAGUGGAUGUGGAGCGCCAGAUUCGCAAGCUCCGUUCAUCGAUCACGCGAAGGCGGAAUCUUGCACAACGCGCAUUGGCGAGUGGGGCAACCGUCGUGCCAGAUCCUCAAGCAAUCCUGCAACACUACGAGAAGGUACUCCUUGGCUUGGAGGAAAGACUGCUCGUUCUGAAUGAGCACCUUGCGCGGUUGCAAGGCGACAAGUUCGUGCCCUGGGAGGUGAGUGCCAGCUCUUCCAUUUCGACAUCGCCGACGCUGUCAGGUGCAGGGCCCCGACCGAGCUAG